This is a messenger RNA of Solea solea (common sole), 3755 nucleotides long. RefSeq names its product MPN domain containing (gene mpnd). Bases 636 to 2000 code for a protein of 454 amino acids. The record is from RefSeq and is a predicted model, not a curated record. Gene Ontology annotation, molecular function: metallopeptidase activity; polyubiquitin modification-dependent protein binding. Gene Ontology annotation, biological process: double-strand break repair. Gene Ontology annotation, cellular component: BRCA1-A complex; BRISC complex. The transcript has 13 exons. NCBI's taxonomy places the organism in Eukaryota, Metazoa, Chordata, Actinopteri, Pleuronectiformes, Soleidae.
UACUCCGCUUGAGAUAAAGACGGAACAUCUCGGUGUGGUGAAGACAAACCACACAGUUUCCAGCUGGUGCGACCAGGACCAGGAUGAGUUCAAACACCACACAAACCGCCCGCCUCGGUUAUUUUGUAGCGUUUGUCGCGCGCGCACACACUCACGCAAACACUUGAAGUAUCAAACCGGCUCCGAGCGACAUUUGAGGUUUUUUUUCUUUCCCGGAGGAAACGUAUAUUUCUAUCCUUUACAUUUCCUCCACAUUAAAAGACGUUUUCCUUAAAGAACGGGCGUGAUUUCGUCUGCACUGUGACACUGUGGUGUGUUUUAAACACGGCACGGCACGGCACGGCACACAAGAGAGGAACGACACUAAGAGACGGAGAGAGUGACAAGGACGAGGAGAGCGAGAAAGAAAGGGGAGGGGAACUGACAUUAAAGCAACACAACAAGGAAACUACACUGCGGAGCCACAGACAGACGCCUUCAUUUUAUGUUUUUGAAUAAUAGCCGGAGACAGAGAGACACAGAGACACAGAGACACGGAGAGAGGGAGCGAGUGUGGUGGAGAAGUGUCUCAGCACCAACAACCACAGCCACACUCAAGUGUGUCCGACUGCUUUUACCCACCGACGUUCCGCGACAUGGACUCAGAGCCACCCAGCUCUCCACAGGUGGUGGAGGAUGGAGGAGAGGAGGAUGAGGAGGAGCUGAGUGGAGGAGAGGAGGCAGACCUGAGGUCCAGCACUGGCCGAGGCUCCCUGCUGACACGCAGGGGCAUCACCCUGAGAGUCCUGCUCAAGGACGGGCUGGUGGAGCCGGGAGAUGGGGUGCUGGCCAUCCACUACCUGGGUAAGAACUUUGUGGGAGACCUGUUGAAUGACGGGAAAAUCCGAUGGGUGGAGACGGGCCAGAUCUUCAACUCGCCGAGUGCCUGGGCGACUCACUGCAAACGUCUGGUUAACCCGGCCAAGAAGUCCGGCUGCGGCUGGGCGUCUGUGCGCUACCGGGGACAGAAACUGGCCCAGUACAAAACCACCUGGCUGCACAAAUACCAACCGAGCGCAGACAUGAGCCUGGUGAGUGAGGAGGAUGACGAUGAAGAUGAAGAGGAAGGUAAGGCGGCCGUUCAAGCAGAUGAGAAGAACAAGAACACCAAACCUGGAUUACAUGACGUGAUGGUUUCGCGGCGAACUGACAGAGAGAGAAUUCCUGUCAGAUAUUGCACGUUGGGCACCAGAGAUGCUGCCAGAGAUCCGCUCACACUGGUGGAGCUGUCGGCCUUCUCAGCCAUCAACAGGUUUCAGCCUUUCAACGUCGCCGUGUCCAGUAACGUCCUGCUGCUCAUGGACUUCCACUGUCACCUGACCACCAGUGAGGUGGUGGGAUAUCUGGGAGGACGGUGGGACACUAACACACAAUUGCUGACUGUGUUGCGGGCUUUUCCCUGUCGGACCAGGCUGGGGGACAGAGACGCUGCCUCUGCUGUUGAGGAGGAGAUCUGUCAGAACCUGUUCAUGCGCGGUCUGUCGCUGGUCGGCUGGUACCACAGUCACCCUCGAGGUCCGGCUCUGCCGUCGCUGCAGGACAUCGACUCUCAGAUGGAUCAUCAGCUGAGGCUGCAGGGCUCAAACAACGGCUUCCAGCCCUGUCUGGGCGUCAUCUGCGGACCAUAUUAUCACGGUAAUCAAGGGGUCGCAUCCACGAUAACUCCAUUCUGGGUUGUACCACCACCCGAGCAACGACCCAACGACUACGGCAUCCCAGUGGCUGUUGAAGUCACGUACGUGCAGGACAACUUCCUCACUAGUGAUGUUCUCAACGAGAUGAUGCUGCUGGUCGACUACUACAGAGCGGCCCCUGACCUCGUCCACUUCAACCAGUACUGGUGUCCUGAUACAACCAUGAUGGACAAGAUCAAGGGCUCCCUGAGUUGCCACGCCCCCAAAGAUCAGGCCUACUCUCAGAUCCUGGAGCACGUCUACAGUCAGCUGAGCAACAUGAACUGACUGUGAGUGGACCUGCUCUGCGUGAGGACGCUCUCCACCUUCAGUCAUUUCACACGCCUUCAUCACGCAGGACAAGGUGACGGCGUACGGUGUCAAACAAACACACAAACACACAAACACACAAACAAAAACCUGCUUUACAAACAUGUCGAUGCCUUGAAUUAUCUCACACCUCAUUCCAUGAGUCAAAGCAACAUUAUGCGAUGUUUGUGGGCGGCGGCAUCAGCAGCAGCAGCAGCAGCAGCGCCCUCUGCAGCCACAAGUGAGCACUAAUUCUGUGGCGUGUCACUGAACUAAAGUGGUUUGUAGUGGUUCUCUGCUGCUGUAACUUGUUUACUUCAAGGUUCUCUGCACUGGGACCAUUGUUCCUCAGCGCCGGUGCGCGGUCUGAACUUCAGCAGGUCGUCUUGACCACGUCUACAUGUCUAAAUGCAAAGAGUUUCUGUCAUGUGAUGAAACAUGAGGUAACACUUUAUAUUACAGUGCACUGACACUAUGGUCUUGUUGUAAAAGGGAAGUAAUAUCAUGGUUAUACCAUCAUUUAAGAAAUAGCUUAAAAUGUGUGUGGGACAUUUCAACUUUAUAAUAAUUGUUUAAUUCAUCUGUUUAUAUAACAGAUGAAUCUGUCGAGUAUUUUCCCGAUUCAUCGAGUUCUUAUUUGGGCCAUAAAACGUCAGAUCGAUGUUCCGGAUCCAAACUUUAAAAUGGUGGUGUUUUCAAAUGUCUUGUUUUGUCCCCAAACCAAAAUGAUUCAGUUUUACUGAUUUCUUUGUUGUAAGGAAACAGAAAACUAAGCUGAAAAUACUCAUUUGUAGUUGCGGCCCGACUGUACUGGAAUGUAAAGUGUUACCAAUAUUUGCAUGAACCUGCAGAACUGGAUCUAAUCUUUAUCUCUCACCAAACAUCAGAGAUAAACACCCUCAUUGUCACCAUUACUUUAGAAGUUUCUAGGCACUCACACUCACUCGUUACAGGUACAGACACAGAAUGGGUUUAAACGAGCGUCGCAUGAAACUGCCGUUCUACGUCGGAACGGUUCCAUAAUGUUGCUUUGAAAACUCUUCAGUGACUUCAACGAAGGUGCUAGAGCUGCUCGUCACCGCAGCCACUUAUUUAUUAUUAUUAUUAUUAUUAUUAUUAACGACAUAAAAGAUAUACGACUGUUUUACUAACAUGAAAUACUGUUUGAAGGACACUAGAUGGAGCAGGUUCACGGUACAGAAAUCAGCAAACCUUCUUACCUUCUACACAUGGACCUACAGUAUGUGCCUGUCUGUGCCAGUUACCUGUGAUGAGAGCAGAUCAGAUUCUUUGACGUUAUCUGCCUUUGACGACUAAAUCAGGAAGUUAUUGGAAAAAAAUAAAUAAAAUAAAUAGUGCUGAAUACGUUUAGCGUACAACAUGAGGAAAGUAUGCAAAGGCGUGACAGUUUGACCUCAGCUACACUUUACUGCAGUUUUGUGAAUGUUUGUGUUUACGUUGAAGAAAUGUUGUGGUAUUUUUUAAUGAACGUGUGAGAAAACGUGCUCCUCUACUGUGUCCUGUUGUUAGGACUGAGACUUGCUUCUUAUUUACCUGUGCUGUAUUUAUUCUAACCUGUGGAUUGUGUCAUGUACUGUAUAUCUGUGAAACAUAUGCCUUAAGCCUGCUGAUCGGUUCUCCACAAAGCAUUAAAAUAGACACACUGGAACUAUUUAAAACACAACCAUCUCUUCCUUUUUUGUUAUAUAUAUAAAAACACAUUUCAAAAUACAA